Molecule: messenger RNA, 915 nt
Organism: Heterostelium album PN500
Lineage: Eukaryota; Evosea; Eumycetozoa; Acytosteliales; Acytosteliaceae
Exons: 2
Coding region: 1-915 (304 amino acids)
Source: RefSeq, a predicted model, not a curated record
AUGGAUAAUGAUGUUAAAUAUUUAGCAAACAGUUUGAAUAUUGUGGUGGAUGACGAUGAAAUCAUAGAGGAGAACUUGCGAUAUGAAGUACAACAACAACAACAGAAACUAAAGAUGACACCCUUGCAUCAACAACAGAUGCAAUCGAAGGACAUCAACGAUCCACAACGUGUGGUUGACACAGUGUUGAAGACGGUGGUCGAUGUGUUCCGCGAUUGUAUCGAGCGUAUCGAUAAUGGCGCGGCGAAAGACGCCAUCGAUCUGUUCCAACCAUAUAUUUCAGAGGAGCAAUUCCGUUCGCUGCGUGACAUGUCACAGAAGAUCAGUGGCGAUGCCGCACAGCAACUCGAUUGCGUCAACGAGACGAUGCUCGCCGCCAACCUCAACAACUACUUGAUGCCACAGGGUGUCGCUGCCAAGCUCACCAAGCUCAAAGCCGCCAAGUCGCUGCCACGUCAGGCUGCACCGAUCCACAUUAAUAAAGCUGCAUCGUACAACUCCAAUGGACAGCCAGCAACUGGUGGUGGUAGCAGCGGUGGUUCGUCUUCGCGUCGUCGUGAGAGCAAAGAAGGAUUCCCUCUCAAUAUGGGUGCGAUCAUUGGAAUGGCAGCCAACAUGAAUCUCGAUCAGAUCAAAUCGAUGAUGAACGUACUGAUCAUGAUCCUCACACACACACCAAUCCCAGUGAUUCUCAGAGAGUUCCACCGAUUCCGUAUGCUCACCUCUGUAUUUUUCGAUCUCAUUGUAGCGAUCUACCGUUUCGACGUCAAAGAAAUCGCAUCACUCUUAAUCAUCACCAUACUCAACGUAAUCUCAUUCAUGAACAAGAAAGAUAAAAAUUUAAUCACUGAGAUUAGAAACGUAACUAGUCUCUACAUUAUGAAUAAUAAUAAUAAUAAUAAUAAUAGAAGUUAA